Molecule: messenger RNA, 10791 nt
Organism: Siniperca chuatsi (mandarin fish)
Lineage: Eukaryota; Metazoa; Chordata; Actinopteri; Centrarchiformes; Sinipercidae
Gene: akap13a
Product: A-kinase anchor protein 13
Exons: 40
Coding region: 411-7832 (2473 amino acids)
Biological process (GO): positive regulation of canonical NF-kappaB signal transduction; adrenergic receptor signaling pathway; regulation of Rho protein signal transduction
Cellular component (GO): actin cytoskeleton; membrane
Molecular function (GO): MAP kinase scaffold activity; guanyl-nucleotide exchange factor activity
Source: RefSeq, a predicted model, not a curated record
GUCUGUUACAGUCACAGUUAUAAUACUUUACCUCAAGUUGCCUAUAAAAUUUGUUAAAAAUCACUUAAAUUACUUUGGCCUACGUCGCGAGUGAAAAUGUACUUCUUCCAGUCUGAAAGUGAAGUCCUAGAAGAAACCCAAUGCAAAUAGGGCCCUCCUGCAGACUCCUCCCACUGAGUUGUCCUGGGAAACACUAACAACUGUAAGAAAGUGCAGUCAGUCCUCCUGUUUCUGACCGGGGAGACUUUGGUGGAAGACCCGCACCGCCGCUCAUCCUUUUCUACAGUACAAACCUUUUAAAAGGACAAUUCGGCCCAGCUCCAAACACUGCAAGUCCAUCCACUGGGAGGAUUAUUAUGCGUCCAAAAGCUGCUGCUUCUUCACACUGAGCUUCAUCUGCUUGAGUGUCCAUGGACAUGAAACUCAAUCCACAGCAAGCUCCAUUGUAUGGGCGGUGUGUUAUCACGGUGCAGCUCGCUGAUGAAGAGCUGGCUGCGGAUGAGGAGGGUGUGGACUACUUCCUGCUGUUCGCUGGCAGCACACAGAGGCACCUGACCAGCACCCUAAGGAGCAGUAAUGACACCUUGCAGGCGAUGUGUCCCGCUCAUGACUGUUGCGAGGUGGUGUUGGUCACCUUGUGUUCAGUCAGCCGAGGUGUCUCCGAGGUCCCCGAGGACCUAAAGCCCCGUCUGGGUCGUGUGGCUCCAUUGGCCGAGCAUCGAUUCAGCUUUGUCCAGGAUUUGGCUUUUGACAUGGCCCAGUUCCUGGUGAGUACGGCGGGCCGGGCUGACGGCCUCGAUGGGGCGCUGCUGCUGGAUGAGUGUCAGAUUCCCCUGCAGGAGUGUGAACGUCUGGAUGAGAGCCUGGCGCUGGCCCUCCACCACCUCGUGCUGCCUCCAGGAUGGAGCUUACUGGGGAACAAACUAACCAACAGCACUGACCUGAAUCCUCAGGAGACUCUGCUGCAUUUCUCAGCACGUCGAGGUCUUUUUCAGGUUACACACUUCUGGUUGCAGCAGCCUGGAGCGAGAGAAGCCCUGCGAUUGGCCAACAGACAAGGCCACACCCCCUCUGCCAUUGCAGUCCUAAGAGGACACGAACGCCUCCACGAGCUCCUCACUAAGGCUGAGUCGGACACAGAGGCGGACAAAGGGACUAAGACUCCCCAGCUGGUCUCUACAGACGCCCGGGUAGUUUGCCACCUUCCCAGGCUUAACACACACACUCUGACACUGAGCAUCCACCCCGGCCACGACCCUCCGACCCUUCAGAGGAGCGUGGAGCAGCUGCGGCACUUGAUAUGCCAUCUUCAUGCCAAGGGAGUUUCUGUACUGGAGCUACAGUUUGAUUCUCUACACACAGCUGCUGAAUGUUGUGAAGGUGUAGAAACAGAGAUAACCUGUCUGGAGCAACUACAGCAGCCUGCUACAGCAUUAGAGUGCCAGGAUACAGCAACAGGAGGGAGCUGGGUAGAAAACUGCUCAGUGGAAAGCAGCAGUAGUGUUGAUUGUGGACAUGGUGAGACUGGGAACGCAGAGAAAGACUGGAGUUUGUCUGUGAGUACUCCUAUAUCUGAAGUACGGCCCCAGGAGCAUGGCCUCGGCCCCCCAGAGGACUGGGUGUGUCUCAGUUCAAACACUGGGAGAGAUUACUGUCAAACGGAGGAGGAGGGAACGGAGCAGCCUGUUGUUUCCACCCAGAGUUUGAGUUUGUGUGACAGGAGUGAAGAAGCACAGAGUGAGGCAGAAGGGAAGAGCCUCACUGUGGGAAUCCUACCACCAGCAGGCUGUGGUAAACAAGCAGAGGAAACUGAUCGAGGAGAGGCUGUGAUCCGGGAAGGACAGGAGGCCACAAAGGAAAAGGAAAGAUCAGAGCAGGAAGCAGAGGAGAGCACAGCUAGAAGGAGGGAGGAGGAGACUAACUCAGAGUCAACAGAUCUAAUAACGCCCAGUGGAGACACGAAAGCUUCAGUCAUGGGCCAGUCCCCAUCGUCAGAGGGCUCUGAGGUAUUUGACACCUCUGAUUUUGAAAUAAAGGAAGGAGAGAAUGUUGGGAAAGAAGAGAUGAAACUUAGCCAGGAGCUCUGGGACGGACUCUCUUUAGACCGGGAGAAGGCAGAGAUUGAAGGGUUAACAGACCCUGUAUCAACCCUAGGGGACCUCCCCAACCCAUCACUGAUAGAUUGCGGUGAUGUAAUCAAGGAGCCUGAAUCUACUGUUCCACGUCUCUUGAUAGAAGGCCUCCAUGAGGGGGAACCUCCACCAGACAUAAACAGCCUGGAACAAAACCAGGAAACAGCUGGUAAGGAUUACGCUACAGAGCAGCAGUGGGGCAUGGCUCCAGAAACUGGUUGUCAUUCUGGGAAUUGUACAGAAACAGCGAGUGGUAAAGAGCUAGAUGGUGAAGAUGUAGCGGAACCUUGUGGAUACAGUAUUGUAAGUACCAGUUUGCCUAUGGACGAACCUGACAAUACAGCUGAUUGUCAGACUGCUGGUAACUCCAUGGAAGAUAUAUGGACUGAUCAAUCACCUGAAAUGAUGGCCAGCUCCACUAAUAGACAUGCUGAUUUUGAGUCAGGGAUGAGCCAUGGCCUUUCCAGUGAUGAUGAUGGCAGUUUCCAAUCAGUCGGGAGCUCCACAACAGAAAUAUUCCACCCCACUCAGGACAAUGCUAGUAUGGAAGAUAAGGACUUGCUUCUAACCAAGAUAGUAGAACUGUCUUCAACCGGAUUCAAGAUGGAGGAACCAAAUGAUUCAAAGCCUGAUGAAAGCAAUGAACACUCACUAACUGUGGGCGCAGGGCUCCCCUUGGAGCCGGUCAGUGCACUGACAGUGGCAGACUGCAGCCAGACUGGUACUGAGCCUGAAUCACAACUGUCACACAGCCUCCAGACAAUAGAGUCUUUGAAUCCUGAGGGGACAGGAGAGAAACCUGCCCCAGAGCUUUCCAAAGAUGAUCUGUCAUUAGGUCCAGCGUUGUCAGAGAGCAGGGACGCUCCAACGGUGAAGGUCAAUGAAAGUGAAACUGGAGAGGCCAAUGACUCUGAACUGAAUGCACGGAUUGAGCAUUUGCCAUCAGAGGUCACCAGUAGGGUUUUAUUUGAACCCAGUCGAUCUGUUGUAGAAGAAAGUGAAGUGAUUGGCCCAGUUGAAGGAGAAUAUCAGUCUACAGAGACCAGUGAUAAAUUGGCAGCUGAGAACAAUGCCGAUUUAUCAUUGGUCUCAGUUGAAAAGAGUGGAGAUGAGCAAUUGGUGCCACAGCAACCCAAACAGGAUAAUUCAGAGAUGACAGCAGAUGAGAGGUCCCCUGAUGAGGGAUUAAGGCACUCAGAGAAUCAAAUCAAUGUAUCGUCAUCACAAGGUGUCACUCCACUUUCAGAUAGUGCAGAUGUCAAUGCCUUGGAAGUAGAACCACCUUUCCCAAACAAUGAUGCAUCCAGUGAACCUCAUGUUGAGAAUGAGAUGACUGAAAAUCCAAAGACUCUUGAUGUAAUGGAUGGAGCCUCACAAAGCUACAACCGUGCAAUUCAAGAGGUGAAAGUCAUCAUGUCUGAAGAAAGUGUAAUUGGUGCAAGGGAGGAAGAAAAUGGCCCAGCAGAGGAAACAGACUUCUCCAUGAUCCACCGAGACAGAGAGGCGUUGUUCCAUCAGCCCUGUAACACUCAGCACUCAGGAUCCUCACACUCUUCAGUGUCUCCCAGUUUGCCCAGUAGAACCAGCAGCGCCACCAGCUGUCCUUCCACAGCUCACAGAGACUCCGGCAGCGACAUAGAAAGCUUCCUAAACGCAGAGCCAGGAUAUGACAGUGUCUUCAGAAAGAACGACGAACCAGUGACAGGAGGAGACAGUGCAAGCGAGGUUUCCGUCUCCUGUUCCUCCACAGACGACACUGCCAGCGUCGGCCCGUCCAGCUCCAGUCCCGAGGGCAGCCAGGGCCUGGAAUGCAGCUGGAGCCCAGAGGAGGGCAUCCAGACUGUGGCUACUGUCACUGCAGGACUGGAAAGUGUUGGAGGAGGAGGAGGCGCAGGAGAAGCUGAAGAAGAAGCCAAAGACAGAGUGACGGAGGUGCCGCGGCGCUCCUGUCUCCUCCGGAACAGCAUCCGCUCCCUGUCACCUCUUCGCCGCCACAGCUGGGGUCCUGGAAAGAACAACGGGGGAGACGCAGAGAUGAACCAGAGGAGUUCCAUCCGUAGCCCUGGUGAGGUGAAGCUGACCUUUCACAGGAGAAGCUGGUGCCCUCCUGAAGCUCCCCACAGCCACGGUGCGGAAGUAGUUAGUUCCCUCAGCUACAGCCUAGAGGGGCUCAGUGGGGGCCAGGACGAGCUGAGGGGCCCCACUGCCCAGGGGCCCCGAAUCCUGGAGCCUUCAAGGAUGCCCCGGCACGACAGCGAUGACAGAGACUCCCUGGUUUCUCUGACAGAGGAGCAGGAGGAGCUGGGGGAGCAUGGCAGACUACACGACCUGAAAUCAAGGCGGUAUCGGCCUCUGCGAAACAGCUGUCCUCCCAUGACCCUGCCCCUCACCAAGUCUGUAUCCAUGCUCGCCAUCAGCCAGAGAGACAUUGAUGGUAUGAGGUCGUUUUCCAGCGCCUCUGGGUCACUAGCAUACAGCAUAUCAGAGGAGGAGCCUGGCCCUCUGCGGAGCGACACUGAGGGAAAGAGUGUGACGAAAGUCAGCCGGACCUUCAGCUACCUCAAGAACAAGAUGUACAAAAAGACCAGGGAAAAGGAGCGAGAUAAAAGGGAGAAAGAGAAGGAGGGCAAGGAGAAGGACAAGAAGGUGGUUAAUGGUCAUAUAUUCACACCAGUCAGCUCGGGCCACGCAGCCCAGUGCUCCCAGUGCAAUAAGGCUUUCAACAGCAAGGAGGCUUUCCAUUGCACACACUGUAAUGCUUCCGUCCACAAGGGCUGCAGGGACAGCCUGCCUGUUUGUGUCAAGGUGAAGAUGAAGUUGCCCAAACAGCAGUUUGCAGUACCAGAUUCAAGCUCGUUUUCUACAGUCACGAUGAGGAACAAAUCUGGUGGGACAAGGGAGCGCCCCUGGUCGGCCAUCUUGUCCCCCGAAGACCAUUCUUCCCUGAUGAUCUCAUCAUCACGGAGACCUACCAGCAUCAUGACGUUCCAUGGCAACAACCUCUCCAAGAGUCUCUCCAUAAGCAACAUUGCUGGUCCGGUGUUUGACGAGAUGCCCAUUAAAGGCCUGCGGUAUCUCUCCCAGUCUACUGACUCCCUCAACAGAACCAACCAGGUCACAGAGUCCAUGGAAUCCCUCACUGAUGAAGGGACGGAGAUGAUGGACGGGCAGCUGAUGGGGGAGUUUGAAGCAGAGGCUAAGGAGCUGGAAGCUGACUCUUGGAGCUUAGGUGUGGAGCAGCAGUACCUGCAGCAGCUGGACAAAGAGCUGGUGAAGAGACAGGACGUCAUCUAUGAGCUGAUGCAGACAGAGAUGCAUCACAUCCGGACGUUGCGCAUCAUGUCAGAAGUCUAUAGUAAAGGCCUGCAGAAGGAGGCGCAGCUGGAGCUGCAGACGGUGGAGAAGCUGUUCCCCGUUCUAGAUGAACUCUUGGAGCUCCACACGCAACACAUACUCCGCCUCCUGGAGAGGAAGAGGGAGAGCCAGCUGGAGGGGGAGAGCUUUGAGGGAGGCUUCAUCAUCAACAGGAUAGGAGACAUCCUGAUCAGCCAGUUCUCAGGAUCCCGCGGUGAAAGCAUGAAGAGGAUUUAUGGAAGAUUCUGCAGCCGCCACAACGAAGCUGUAAACUUCUACAAGGACCUCCUGACCAAAGACAAACGCUUCAAGGCCUUUAUUAAAAAAAAGAUGAGUAGCAGCAUUGUGCGGAGGCUUGGUAUCCCAGAAUGCAUCUUGCUGGUGACCCAGAGGAUAACAAAGUACCCGGUGCUGAUUCAGAGAAUGCUGCAGCACACUAAAGAAAGCGAGGAAGACUAUGACGACCUGACGGAGGCUGUUCGGCUUGUGAAGGAGGUGAUCGCAGCGGUUGAUAGCAAGGUGAAUGAACACGAGAAAAGACGCCGUCUUAAGGAUUUUCACAGCCGCAUGGACAGCAAGUCCAUCAUGAUGAUGAAGAGUGGUCAGAUUUUCGCCAGAGAGGAUCUUCUGAGGAGGAGGCUGAUCCAUGAUGGAGUGCUGCAGCUGAAGAACAGCCAGGGAAGACUAAAGGAUAUCCAUGCUCUGCUAUUAUCAGAUGUCUUCGUCUUCCUCCAAGAGAAAGACCAGAAAUAUGUCUUCGCCAUGCUGGACCAGCGCUCCACGGUCAUCUCCCUCCAGAAGCUGAUUGUGAGGGAGGUCGCUAACGAAGAACGCGGCCUCUUCCUCAUCACGGCAGGCAUCGAGAAACCAGAGAUGAUGGAGGUACUGGCCAGCUCGAAGGAUGAACGCAACACCUGGAUGCAGCUCAUCCAGGAAGCCAUGCAGUCCAUGGAGAAGGAUGAGGAUGAAGGGAUUCCCAGUGAGACGGAAGAUGACAAGAGACAACUGGAGACUAAAGCCAAGGAGAUGAGAGAUCUGUUGAGGCAGAAGGACACAGAGAUCAUGUCUCUGCUGGAGGAAAAGGUGCGCCUCUUCAGGGGGAUGUGGGAGGGCUUGAACCCAGGUGAGGAGGUCUGCCGACAGGCCGAGCCUUUCUUCAGGUCAGCCUGCAGCCUGGAGCCGCUUAGGGGGGCGUCCGUCAUGAAGGAUGCCCUGCAGGAAGUGGAGACGUUACAGGCGCUGGUGAAUGGCAGCCUGGGCGGGGCGAUGGCCAGUGUACAGGAGGGAGGAGGCGCGGGGCCGGUGUGUUUGCCCCGUCGAGCUGAGACCUUCGGAGGCUUCGACAGUCACCAGAUGCACAGCAGUAAGAGUGGAGACAGAGACGAGAGUGAGGAUACAGCGGGAGAUCUGCGCAGGACAGAGUCCGACAGUGUUCUAAAGAAGGGAGGAAAUGCCAACCUGCUGCUGCUGCUGAAGAGGAACAGUGAGCAGGUCCUCCACAGUGUCUCCAAUCUGCAUCUCCUGCUCAGCACUCUGCAGGCGGUGGUGGUUCAGCAGGACAGUUUCAUAGAGGACCAGCGGCAGGCCCUGAGUGAGCGCUCCUCCUCCUGCACGUCUUUAUCGCGGCCGUCCUCGCGGCCAAGCUCGCUGAUUGAACAGGAGAAGCAGCGCAGCCUGGAGAAGCAGCGGCAGGAGAUGGCAUCCCUGCAGAGACAGCAGACAGCUCAUGCUGAGGAGAAGAGGAGAAGGGAGAAGGAGUGGGAGCUUAGGGAACAGCAGCUGACUGAAAGGGAGGUGCUGGUGCAUGUACAGCAGGAGGAGGAGGUCUUGAGGCAGCACAAAGAGCUGGAGGAGGAGAAGCAGGAGCUGCAGAGUAAGAAGGAGGAGUACCAGAAAGACCUGGAGAGGCUGAGAGACGCCCAGAGGAAGCUGGAGAGGGACAGGGAGGCUGUGCAGCGGCAUUUCGACAAAAUGGAAGAGUUCCGUCUGGCUGAGAGGACUCCCUCUACAACGUUAGAUGAAUCCCAGUUCCCCAGCAGCUCCCAGUCUCUGGAGCUGGACCCGCUGGAGCUCUCCUCCUCCUCCUCCCUGCCGAGGCUGCAGCCCCAGUGGUCUAAGCCCAAAGGGAAAGGCCUCAAUCCCUUUACCUCAUCCUCCACUAACCCCAACCUCAAGGGCAGCGAAGCCAACAAGCAGAUCUCAAAGAGCCUGCUGCAGCUGGCCAAGAACAAGAGCAAAGAGGGGAAGGAGAAGAAGAAGAAGAAGGGCAAAGGAGGGAGCACACAGACAGCAGACCCUCAGCACCUCCCAGAGCCUCCUCUGGAUGGAGAGAUCUUCUUCUGCUGAGAGGAGUGGCUCUCCUCCUCCUCCUCCUCCUCCUCAACCCAUCACAGCGAUUCUGACAUCCAAAGGAAUGUGUUACUGCCAAGUGAAAUACAUGAAUCUACACAUGUAAUACUGUAGUGUACUACCAGGCUUUUUGGCACUUUUAAAAUCCCCUUGAAAAGACUUUUAGUUAUUUUUACGUAUCAUAACGUAGAGAAAUUAAAAAAUAUAUAUUUUCUUGUAUUUUUAAAUCAGGUACCACUGCUUUUAGUUUCUGGAAAGAAAAAUAUUUUAGGGAUUCUGUUAUGGUGUGCAAGUAGACAUAUAUACUUGCAGUACAUGAAAAUAGGCAACAUGGAAUAGCAGUACAUAUAUUCUGUCUCCAAAACCCUGCUUCCUUUUUCCAAAGACACCAUGGUUUCUUCAUUUUGAAGAAUCAUAAAUUUGUGAUAAAGUAUCAAAUUGAAAGCAUUUCACAGUCGAUUGCCUCACAAGCUCUGCCAAGUAUGUCGCAGGCUUCACUGCCUUUCUGUUUCUGUAUUUGUUAUGGCCCCAACUAGCCCCCUUUUCAACAGUCCGUCCUGGCACAAAGUUCCACACCAACAGGCUGUUAUGUUAAUUUACAGAAGCCUUUUCCAUGUGACUGAACCGACACAUACAAGGACACAGACGUACCCAAAUUCCACUUGGAAUCAGAUAUGAAUGUCAACAAGCUCCAUGCAGCAGUGGAAACUCCUCACUGCUAAUCAUCUUCAUCGACAAUUAAUAGAAGACUGAAACCACAUAGGAAUCUGCCUAAACUAAGUGUCCUACUAACAUGUGUUAAUCAAAAAAGUGCAGUGUUUUCAGUGUUUCAUUCCAAAGUGCUACUGAAGGAGCCACAUUGAAAGAAAAUUGUAGCCUAACAUUCCUUUACUCACUAUUUGAAAAGCAGAUGUGAUUACGUCCACUGAUUUUGCCUGCAGUUUGUAAGCAAAAGGGAACUGGUGCAUAAUAACUUAAGUAAUCUUUUGUAACGACUUUAUGCCAUCAAUCAUUUUCCUUGGCUAAGUUUUACUUUAUUUGAAUUAUGGAUCUCCAUUUUGGAGUGAAAUUCUUCUAUUUUUCCAGACUCAACGGUAAUGAAAGGUUUGAGAUCUCCCUGUGUCUAAUGGCUCAAUUCAUAUCCUUUAGUGUGUUUUAGAGCCUUGGAUGGAUAUUAGCUUGAUCCUCACUUUAUCUGCCUGUCAAUGGGCUUUUAUACAGCCCUCAUCUUUUAUCUGAGUGCUGACGAGCGGGGCUUUCCUUCGUUUUUUAAUUGCAUGUAACUCUGCAGGUAGCAUACUAAUGGUCUGUUAGAGUUCAACUUUCUUGUUCAAUCUCCCUCCCUCUGUUCUGAUAAUAGACUCCGUAAACGCACACGGCUGAUGGUUUUAGGAAAUGGAGGCUGUUAAUUUAGGGACAAAGCAGCUGGUUAGAGAAAAUGAGAAAGGACAUUAAUUAAAAACAACAAAUGAUGUCAUGUGUCCCUGUUUGAAUGUGUAAUGACUAAAACUGCUCAGCAGGUACCGCGCGAGUCUCUGAUCAGUUCAAAUUAAUCAACACUCAUCAGUGUUGUUAAGCACUUUGGUCCUAAUAUGUUGAUGCAUUUUUUUUGCAUCAGUGUGAGAUAUCAAUCAAGGAGAUCUUUGUAUUCUGUGGAUUUUUUUAACUGAGGGCACUGAUGCUCAUGAAAAGCAACAAUGACCCAAAGCGAGAUAAUGUGUUAAAGUACAUAAAAGAUUCUGCGGUUCCAUUUUGUUAGAGUUUAAAAUUUAAAAAAAGGGGACUUGUAGCUUUUAUAUAGUGUUUCCAAGGUGACUUGUCUGACCUGUCUUAUUUUUAAGCCUGUGUUUUAGCCCCACUACGCCCAGACUGUGGGCCACACAACUACCUGCUGGACAGGUAGGAAGUAAAAACAGAAGAAGUUAAAAAAGGACCCAGGACCCCUUUUCCAGUGAAUUACAGAGCAGACUGAACUGCUUUCUUGCUGCCUCUUUUGUCUCGUCUUUAAGUGCUUGUUUGUUAACUUGCCGUCUGUGUUGAGGAUUUGACUUCAUGUCCAGGCUGGUAUAUUAUAGUGUGUCUUCUAAGAGGCUUACAGGGCCAGCCAAUUAGUUGCUUCAUGUCUAUCGUUUAUGGCUUUGGUGUAAUCCUGUCAAAGAAACAGAGAGGAAUGGGCUUUUUUUUUUCCCCUCUGUCGCUUUAGGUGUGUUUUGACCACUAGGGAGCACUGCACCUAUCACUAAAUUAGUUUCCUUCCCUCACACAACAACAACAACAACAACAACAACCAGAAAGUAUGAAACAAUUUUUUUAAUUUCUUUUUCUCCCUGCUGUGAGAAAUUGACGUAUUUUUCUCAGCAGGUCAUUGCCGUACAGAGAUAAUGUGAUGAGCAUGGGCUCUCACACUCUGUGACAUUUUCCCGUAGGCAUUUGUAAUUGACUGCAGAAACAAAUACGUUGUCAGAGAUUGUAAUUGCUUAUUCAGUGAAACCAGUCAGCAGCAGCUUUAAUGUGGAAUAAAGAAGGUCUAACAGUUGGAGGGAGCGACCGGGCAGAACCACAAACUCCCUCCCCGAUGAUGAUAGGCCUGUCCAUGAAACGAGUGUGUCCAUCAGGUGAACCCUGCGUAGCCUUAAAUCUUAAUGAUAAAAUGCACUAGAGUAGAACCCAGCAUCUUCUCAGGAGAGAGAGGAAAGCUUUUAUACCUCUGCUUUGAAACGAAGGAAAUGUUUGUACUAUAAAAGUGGUACAGAAUCAUUUGAUUCCCAACAAUGUAAAAAAGGGCAAAGACAAAUGUGUAAAUAUGAUUUAUGUAUAAAACAAAUCAAGUGUAAAAAAUUGUUUUGGUCGUGAUUUAUUACAACAUUUUGUAAGAAUGUUUUAUUUAUGUUUUAUUCUCACCCUUGGGGUGAUGUAAAGUCAUAUUUCUCUCAUAAUAAAAAAAAAUCAUAAUGGA